Tarenaya hassleriana is the source of this 1448-nucleotide messenger RNA. RefSeq names its product 30S ribosomal protein S1, chloroplastic. The coding region runs from base 51 to 1301 and encodes 416 amino acids. Gene Ontology annotation, cellular component: chloroplast stroma. Gene Ontology annotation, biological process: translation. Gene Ontology annotation, molecular function: mRNA binding; structural constituent of ribosome. Lineage: Eukaryota; Viridiplantae; Streptophyta; Magnoliopsida; Brassicales; Cleomaceae. The transcript is spliced from 7 exons. The record is from RefSeq and is a predicted model, not a curated record.
UUCGAAGAAUUGAAGAAACAGAUAGAGAGAACCUCAGCAGAGAGAUAAAAAUGGCGUCUCUGGCUCAGCAAUUCACGGGCCUGAGGUUCUCACCGCUCUCGCCUUCUUCGCUGUUUACCAGGAGAGUAGCCAUAAACUUCCCGCAGAACAAAUCCUCUGCCGUACCUUCGACCGUCGUCGCGGCUGCGACGGCGAUUUCCAAUGCCCAGACGAAGGAGCGACUCGAGCUCAAGAAGAUGUUCGAGGAAGCUUACGACCGUUGCCGUACUGCUCCCAUGGAAGGCGUAGCCUUCACCGUCGAUGACUUCACCUCCGCUAUCGAGCAGUACGACUUCAAUUCCGAGCUCGGCACCAAGGUGAAAGGAACUGUGUUCAGGACUGACGGAAAUGGCGCAUUAGUCGACAUUACGGCAAAGUCCUCAGCCUAUUUGCCAGUUCAAGAGGCAUGUAUUCACAGAAUCAAACAUGUGCAAGAAGCUGGUAUAGUUCCUGGCUUGACCGAUGAGUUUGUCAUCGUUGGUGAGAACGAAAACGAUGACAGUUUGAUACUGAGCUUGAGGAUGAUUCAGUACGAGCUUGCCUGGGAAAGAUGCAGGCAGCUUCAAGCCGAGGAUGUUGUCGUGAAGGGUAAGGUUGUCGGUGCCAACAAGGGUGGGGUGGUGGCUCUGGUGGAGGGCCUGCGUGGAUUUGUGCCAUUCUCGCAAAUAUCAUCGAAAGCAACAGCAGAAGAGCUUCUCGAAAAGGAGCUACCGCUAAAGUUUGUGGAGGUUGACGAGGAACAAUCAAGGCUUGUACUCAGCAACCGUAAAGCUGUAGCAGACAGCCAGGCCCAGCUUGGAAUCGGAUCAGUGGUCCUUGGAACGGUUCAGAGCUUGAAACCCUAUGGUGCAUUUAUCGACAUUGGUGGAAUCAAUGGCCUCCUCCACGUCAGUCAGAUCAGUCACGACCGUGUCUCGGAUAUCGCAACGGUUCUUCAGCCUGGCGACACUCUGAAGGUUAUGAUACUGAGCCAUGACCGGGAAAGAGGAAGAGUGAGUCUCUCCACCAAGAAACUUGAGCCAACACCCGGUGAUAUGAUCCGCAACCCGAAGCUUGUUUUCGAGAAGGCCGAGGAGAUGGCUCAGACAUUCAGACAGAGAAUCGCGCAAGCAGAAGCAAUGGCUCGAGCCGACAUGCUUCGCUUCCAACCCGAGAGUGGAUUGACACUGAGUUCUGAAGGGAUAUUGGGUCAAUUGGGAUCAGACUUGCCGGAAGAAGGCGUUAAUCUCACCGAUGUUCCUCCGGCCGACGAUGAUUCUUAGAUUCCUCUCCAUCCUUCUUUGAACAUGAUCAUGUAUCAUCACUGUAUAACUUCGAGCUCCGUAUCUGUCUCGUUGUAAUGACUCUACUCUGUCGGAUAAUUCAAUUGAAAGCCACAUCACAGAAUCGUACUGGGCCUUUUAAUGUUC